This is a messenger RNA of Prunus avium (sweet cherry), 1576 nucleotides long. Its product is annotated as Acyl-CoA N-acyltransferases (NAT) superfamily protein. Gene Ontology annotation, molecular function: acyltransferase activity, transferring groups other than amino-acyl groups. The record is from RefSeq and is a predicted model, not a curated record. NCBI's taxonomy places the organism in Eukaryota, Viridiplantae, Streptophyta, Magnoliopsida, Rosales, Rosaceae.
GCGGGUAGACCGCCUUGUUAUAAAUUUGGGCUUCUCUGACCGCGCCUUCCAAAGAAAGCCAUCGCCGACCCCUUCACGCCCAAAAAAAAUCCAAACACGCCAUUAACAUUACCAACGCCACCAUAGCCUCCGAGCUCUGCAACCCAAAAAAUAUCAAACCAAAGAAGCUAACAAGAACCCAAUUCAAACUCAUAUUCAUCGCCGGUGAGAGCUAAAGCCCACGCCUUGCUUAUAAUUUCGGUUCAAGUUCAUCGGCGAGCUUCGUCUUUUCAUCAAAGAAUUGGGUGCCAAGACUCUGGUGUUAACUCGACUGUGAAGAAAUGGGUGCGAUAGCUCGGCCGAGUUGAUUCAGUAGACAAAGCAGGGGUCAGACAAGUGUUUCACAUGCUGAGAAUUAUUUUCACCAUCUUUGUGAAAUAACAUAGCUCAACAAUUCUUUCUCUGUCAAAGUCAAGUCUGGAGGAAGAACUGCCCUGAUGUUGACGAUUUCAAUUCACAAGCCUAUGCUGUUGAGAUAUUCCCAUGUCAGAAUUAGAAGUCAUCAAAAGUUUCACAAGAUUGAUCCCGUUCCAUUCGUGAAAAUGGAGGCAAAGUCCUCCCAAACGAGGAAGAUGGAAGAACUGUCAGUAAAGCAUCCAACACCAUUUAUUCCUAAGUUGGAACCAUCAGGGGAGCCUGAUCUACAAUUUGACCGGCUGCAAACAUCAGAUCAAGAUUUAGUUCAAGAGAAAAAGUUUGAAUUUGGACGAUUUAUUGCACGAGAGGCCAUCCUUGAUGAAGAAUUGUGGACAGCAGCAUGGUUACGUGCAGAAAGUCACUGGGAGGAUCGGGCAAAUGACCGAUUUGCUGACAGCUACAAAAGGAAAUUUACAGAUCAGGAAUUUAAUGCUAUAAAAAGAAGAAGUAAAGGGGAAUAUGGGCAGAAAUGCUCAUGCAUUAUCACGGUGAGGAAGGAAUCAAAGAAUGUGAAAUGCACUGUUGUGAAAAGUGUAGUUGGAACACUUGAUUUGAGCAUCCGGUACUUGUUGGAUGGAGAGACCUUUCCAGGGGAGCGGGAAAAGGCUCCUCCCUUUUGCAGCAUCAACAGAACGCAGUCAAAUAGAUAUGGUUAUAUUUCAAACUUAUGCGUCUCCAAAGCAGCACGUUGCCAGGGUAUUGCAAGCAGUAUGAUGCAUUUUGCUAUUAGAUUAGCAUUGUUAGAGGGUGCAAAACAGGUUUAUGUGCACGUGCAUAGAAAGAACGAACCAGCGCAGGAACUGUACCGAAAGAUGGGCUUUGAGAUGGUUGAAAAGGCGAGCUCUCAAUUAGAAGAAGAGCAAACUUAUUUGCUUCGUUUCAAGACCUGAAAGCAGCUUAUUCAACUCACAUUCAUUCAUGAUUCUUUUGUUCUUGGAAUUAAACAACUACUGUAGAAUGCUUGUGUCUACAUGUGACAUGAGUUAGGUCAAAAUCCAAAAAUCUCACUUACUGUACAAAGAGACGACCCUGCAAAGGUUUUUGGUAUAGAAUGCACUUGUCGCUCCUUGUUCAACAAAAAUACGGUGAAAUGAAAAAAUAUUAUGCAGUCCAAUUCUCA